Messenger RNA from Rasamsonia emersonii CBS 393.64, 1572 nucleotides. RefSeq lists its product as uncharacterized. The transcript has a single exon. The record is from RefSeq and is a predicted model, not a curated record. NCBI's taxonomy places the organism in Eukaryota, Fungi, Ascomycota, Eurotiomycetes, Eurotiales, Trichocomaceae. The coding region runs from base 1 to 1572 and encodes 523 amino acids.
AUGACACAUCAUCAUGGACACAGGAUCAAACAUCCACGUUUGAGUGCGGAGUUGCGGAGGAGGUUGAUAGCGGAGAAGCCCCAUAACGAUGCCAGCGAGCCAGAUGAGUCGACAAGUUACAGUCCUCCGUCCAGCGUGGUUGAUGUCGGGGAUAUGCAUAUUCUCGGGGAAAGAAGCAUUGGCCAUACCGGAAUCAGCUACGACACCGGCGAGUCGAUAUUUGAGCCCCGAGAUGAUGUACCCGACGAGGCGCAAACCGUGACAACGGUGGUGGCUACCGUCAUCAACAUCGUCGUGGAAAGCGGGUCCCGCACGAUAGGGGAAUACACGGUUCCUACGCUUCCUGCCGUUGUUUCGGAUCCUGCUCUUGGUCUGGUGACGGUCCCGGCCGAUACGGGCGCUCCCAUUACCGUGACGCAUGAAGCAUGGCCGCAAAGCACAGAGUUACCGUCAUAUUCAUCCCUCCUGACUGGCCCGUCGACCCUGAGCACUCAGGCUUCGCUUACGCCGACCUCGCAAACUCCUGAAAGCACCCAGCCAUCAACUUCGCCCCGACCCUCAUCGACUUCGACCCCGUCAACCUCGUCAACCUCGUCGACAUCGUCUACCUCGUCAACUUCUUCCGCUUCGUCGUCCAGCUCCACCAGCACUACUUCGUCUACUUUGACUUCGACUUCUUCGACUUCGAGUUCCUCGACCUCGACCUCGACCUCCUCCACCUCUUCCACCUCGAUUUCUUCGACUACGUCUACCUCGACAUCCAGUUCAAGUACUAGUUCCAGUUCGAGCGCGGUUGAAACCGGUGCUUUGGGUGGUGCCGCGGGCGGAGGUGCUGCGAGCAACGGGAUCAACGCAGGACCUGCUAUAGCAUCUGCCACCGCUCAGCCAGGAAGCUCGGGCUCGGGCUCUGGGGGAAAUGGCAUCGACACUCCUCGGGUGGUCGGUGGCGUUGUCGGAGGGCUUGGUGGAGCAUUCAUACUGCUUCUGUUGGCGUUGCUUUUCCUCCAUUGGAAGAAGAAGCGCAUGCACCGCGGUGUCAUUGGAAAUGAGAGCAGGGGCACGGAGCCCGGUCAAGGGUCGAUAUCGCGGUCUGAGAUGACUUCGCAGCGAUCGAGCAACACUCCCCUGGCCGCGGCGGGUUUCUUUGGCCGAUGGAGACAGUCAUCACCUCCCGCGACGGUUGACGAGAGCGCGCCCAGCGAACGCGGCUUUCAGAAGAUUUCCGGCCGCAAGAUCCCGUCGGUACUUCGCACUGGAGGAGACGGUUAUGGUGAUGAUGUGGAAGAAGAGCCCGUCGUUCCUGAGGUGGUCACUCCGACGUCUGCAGCGCCGCCUAGUCCGGCCAUGCCUGGGCCCGCCUCCAGCCCCGCUCGAGAGAACGAGGAGGGCGAAAGUGUGGUCGUUAUGCGGCCGUCGCCUGCAAGGACGCCGGUAGCCAGUUCGGCCAAUGUGUCCGUCCCUCCAAGUCAAUCGCAGACAGGCCUUGCACCACCGAUGCGUCCUGACGCGUUGGGACGGAGUUUGUCAAAGCACGACGGGAGCAGGGGGAGUCGCUUCACCGAGAGCAUCUAG